Racocetra persica is the source of this 736-nucleotide messenger RNA. NCBI's taxonomy places the organism in Eukaryota, Fungi, Glomeromycota, Glomeromycetes, Diversisporales, Gigasporaceae. The record is from the annotation of a GenBank genome assembly.
UGAAGAGUCAUCAGCAGAUGAAGUUAAAGUUAAAUCAAAAAAACAAAAAACUGUACCAAAGGAAUCAAGCUUAUCUGAAGCUAAAAAAUUACAUAGUCAAUAUAUAAAUUUAUUACGAAAAAAAUACUGGUAUACAAAACAUACACAAGCAUGUUUAAUUGAAGAUAAUUUUUAUAUUAAAUUAACAUCAAUGCAUCUUUCAAUUUGGGCCAAAGAGCUUAUAAAUGGUAUUGGUUCUAGUGAAGUACCACCCACUCAUCCCAUUUUUAAUUGUCAACAUACUCGUGAUAAUAAUAAUAAAUCACCAAAUACUUCAAGUAAUUUUCAAACUAUGCAACCUAUGCAAUCUAUACAACCUAUACAAUUAAUGCAAUCUAUACAACCUAUUCAAUCAAUGCAAUCAAUGCAAUCUAUACAACCUAUACAACCUAUAAUUAUUCCUAUGUCAUAUCUGUUACCACAAACUGGAAUUAAUCAAGAAACAUUUAAUCAAUUUUAUUCUAAUUCUUUGAUAUCUCAAUCAAAUAAUUUACAAAGUAGAAAGUUAUCUAUUCCAUCAUUAGAUAAUUUUUUUAAACAAGUUGAUAGUGAAUAUGGAAAUACUGGUGAAUAUUUAUCUUUUAAGGAGGCAUUUGAAAAUGAAAAUAUAACAACUGACAUGAUAUCCGAAUUAACUGAUAAUGAAUUUGAAAAAUUAGGAGUCAUAAAAAUAGGAUGGAGAAAAAUAUUAAGAAAG